Molecule: messenger RNA, 540 nt
Organism: Phytophthora nicotianae INRA-310
Lineage: Eukaryota; Oomycota; Peronosporomycetes; Peronosporales; Peronosporaceae
Exons: 6
Coding region: 1-540 (179 amino acids)
Biological process (GO): cyclic nucleotide metabolic process
Molecular function (GO): 2',3'-cyclic-nucleotide 3'-phosphodiesterase activity
Source: RefSeq, a predicted model, not a curated record
AUGGCGGACCCGACCGACAUCGUAGCGGGCUUCUCCAUCUGGGCUGUGCCUGGACAGCCAGCAGCACAGGAGCUCGAAGACGUUAUCGAGACGUACGCGGAUCGACUGCAGAUGCCGCCCUUCCUACCGCAUAUGACGGUGCUUUCUGGUGUGAAGGGUCUGUCCGCAGAGGAGGUGACGGUGAAGCUAUCUGAGCUCGCGGACUCAAUGCAAGUGCUGGAUGUUGAGAUUCAAACAGUGACGUUCAAGGACGAGCUCUACUUCCAGUGCGUCUUCGGGCUGUUGAAACUCACGAGUGAGCUUCUUCGGGCACAUGGAUGCGCGAAGGAGAUCUACGCAACCGAGAGGAAGGAGGAUUUCAUGCCCCACGUGAGUUUCAUCUAUGGCGAUCUAGCUGGCGAGACGCGUGCCGAUCUAGCGAAAGAAUUACAGCCACAACUGGAUGGCCGGCGCCUCAAGAUGGAGAAGCUGCAAGUGUGGCGCACUGUUGGUCCCGUUGAGAUGUGGGAGUUGGUGGCUGAGCAACCGCUGCGCUCAUAA